GAAAAAGGAAAAGAAAUAAAAUCUUAAAAAAAAAAUGGGUGUGGAGUUGCCCAAAUUACAAAGAUCUAAGCUAGCAGUUUGUUGUUUUUAAUUGAAUAUUACAGGAAUUAGUGGAAUAGUUACUUGGGGCCCAUAGUAGGAUAUAAAUAUGCCUGAUAGGACUCUGUGAGCCAGCAGAGAACCCCACCUGACUUCCAGGCUUUCUCCCCUUUCUCGAAAAGACUCUUAGGGCCGCUUCAUUCUCAUUCAGGCUUUCCUACCUCCUCUGAUGCAAACUUGCAACAAAAUCGCAGGAUAGGCUAAAUGUGGUGCAUACUGGAUUGAUUUGGGCCAUGGUGUGUUUCUACUAGAGUUCAACCAUCAGCUCAAGAAAAGUGGUUCAUUUUCCCCCAUCUUUUCCAUUUAUUAUAGUCUCAGUUUUCUCAAAUGAAAGCUCUCUCUAGGUAAGGAACAAGGUCUUACAAUUUGUGUUUCCAGCACCACAUGUCUGGCAUAUAACAAAUAAUGAAAGAAUUAAGAUUCCAAGAGGCAUCUUCUUGGCGCAAUCUCGACCUUGACUACUUCUCUAAACGUGAGUGCACAGAGGCUGCCUUCGGCCACCAAGCGGCGCUAAAGCACCAUCCAAGACGCAUUCACUUUUCCACGGGGUUCGAAGUUACGUACUUUUUAAAAGAGUCAGAAAAGUUAAUUCACAAGUUCAGGGGAAUUUUUCCAAGGCACGAAUGAUGUCCCAGCCAGGGGUGGGCUGCAGAAAGCGUUCUGAGUCUCUGGGCGCAUCUCAGACCUCGGGAUCGCAAUGGGAACUCGGGUUGGGGAGUCGCAGAGGUGCGUGCGCGGGAGAGCGUACAGCCUGGCGCCCCCAGCAGGUGAGGGCGGAAGUGCGCGCGGCGCUCGGUAUCCGCCGGGCGCGCGCGGGGGUCUUCGGGGAGCCACGCUACCUUCCCGCCCCCGCCCCCUCGGCGCGCGGGGCUGGCCGGGCCGCUCCUCCCCUGGGUGGGUCCCGGCUCCUUUUCUGGCAGGGUCUAUUUGCAUAGAGGAAACUGCCCAAAGUGGCCGCUGUGGAGGAGCUGGCGGCGGAGAAGGGGGCGUGGGCCGCGAUCCGCUGCUGCUCGGAGGCCAAGCCCCGUGCCUGGCCGAACUCGUGCCUCGGGCUGUCCCGCCUGGUCCCCGCUCGCUCAGCUGGUCCCCAGCUCUGCACCGCCCCCUCGGAGAGCCCACGCGCGACCAGCGCGCCAUGAGCCCGGGCGAGCGCGCCGGCGGCGACGCGCGAAAGGACGGCCCGGCGGGCGGCGGCGGCGGCUGCGGGCGCCCCGCGACGGCGGCCGGGGCCUGGGCGGUGAGCGCGCUGUGCCUGCUGCUCUCCGUCGGCUCGGCGGCCGCCUGCCUGCUGCUGGGCGCCCAGGCGGCCGCGCUGCAGGGCCGGGUGGCGGCGCUCGAGGAGGAGCGGGAGCAGCUGCGGCGCGCGGGGCCGCCGAGCGCCCUGGUCGCCUGGGCCGAGCCGCACCUGGAGCGCCUGCUGCGCGAGAAGCUGGAGGGACUGGUCAAGCUGCGGACGGUUCGGGAAGCGCCAGCCGAGUGCACCUGCCCCCCAGGCCCCCCUGGACGGCGUGGCAAGCCUGGAAGAAGAGGCGAUCCUGGUCCUCCUGGGCAAUCAGGACGAGAUGGCUACCCGGGGCCACUGGGUCUGGAUGGCAAGCCCGGACUUCCAGGCCCCAAGGGGGAAAAGGGUGCACCAGGAGACUUUGGCCCCCGGGGAGACCAAGGGCAAGAUGGAGCUGCUGGGCCUCCGGGGCCCCCUGGACCCCCUGGGGCCCGGGGCCCUCCUGGCGACACUGGGAAAGAUGGCCCCAGGGGAACAGCAGGCCCAGCGGGUCCCAAAGGAGAGGCUGGACAAGAUGGCGAGAUGGGCCCAAAGGGACCCCCGGGACCAAAGGGUGAGCCCGGCGUUCCUGGAAAGAAGGGGGAUGACGGGACACCAAGCCAGCCAGGGCUCCCUGGACCCCCAGGGCCCAAGGGCGAGCCCGGGAGCGUGGGGCCUCGGGGAGAGAACGGCGUGGACGGCGCCCCAGGGCCAAAGGGGGAGCCUGGCCAGCGAGGCGCCGACGGAGCUGCAGGGCCGCGGGGUCCCGCGGGCCUGAAGGGCGAGCAAGGAGACACGGUGGUGAUCGACUAUGACGGCAGGAUCUUGGAUGCCCUUAAGGGUCCUCCUGGGCCACAGGGGCCCCCAGGGCCACCAGGGACCCCUGGAGCCAAGGGUGAACUCGGACUGCCCGGUGCCCCGGGAAUCGACGGAGAGAAGGGUCCCAAAGGACCGAAAGGAGACCCAGGAGAGGCUGGGCCGACCGGACCCAAAGGGGAAGCAGGAGAGAUGGGCCUGUCGGGCCUCCCGGGCGCCGAUGGCCCCAAGGGGGAGAAGGGAGAGCCAGCACCUGACAACCUACAGGAGAGCCUGGCCCAGAUCAUAGUGGAACCAGGGCCCCCCGGCCUCCCUGGUCCCCCAGGACCCAUGGGCCUUCAGGGAAUCCAGGGUCCCAAGGGCUUGGACGGAGCAAAGGGGGAGAAGGGCACGUCAGGGGAGAGAGGCCCCAGCGGGCUGCCUGGGCCAGCUGGCCCGCCAGGCCUUAUUGGGCUGCCAGGAACCAAAGGAGAGAAGGGCAGACCCGGGGAGCCAGGACUAGAUGGUUUCCCUGGACCCCGAGGAGAGAAAGGCGACCGGAGCGAGCGUGGAGAGAAGGGGGAGCGAGGCAUCCCUGGCCGCAAGGGAGUGAAGGGCCAGAAGGGCGAGCCGGGACCGCCGGGCCUGGACCAGCCCUGUCCUGUGGGCCCCGAUGGGCUGCCCGUGCCUGGCUGCUGGCAUAAGUGAUCCCCAGCACCCGGCUCACAACCUGUACAGAUUCGUGUGGACGUUUUUAAUUUUUGUAAAAACAGAACAGUAAUAUAUUGAUCUUUCUUCACGGGAUGCACCACGUGUGGCCUUUUAACAUUUAAGAGUGUGCCCAGAACGAUCUGCAUGUGAGGCUGGCAGGAAAGUGGAUGGGCAGACAGGGGGAUUGUGUACUUGAGGGGCACCUGCAGGACUUGACCUUUCCAAGAAGGAGGGAGACGAAGGUGAAAGUGCCUGGCCCAGGAGAGGCUGCCAAGGGCUCGGGUGGGGCCUUCAGCCACUUGACUAGCAGAGACUCCGGCUGCCACACUGCCCUACGAGAGCCUGCCCCCUGAAACUCUGAGCCGCUGGCGCUCACCCCAUCCAAAAAGGCCCAGGGCUUGGACAGCAAAUGCAGCUGCUCCCGGCCUCUCUGGUCUCUGGCCUCUGGCCUCAGCCACAGCCACCUGCCUACCCUCUCAGGCCCCCUGGGCCCUGGGUUCACCAGGGCAGGACAAGACUCCUGCCUGGCACUUGCAGCUGGAUGCUGGGAGCUGUGGGAAGCGCCCCGAGCAGGUCCAGCUGCCACCAAGCUCAGGAGGCCUCCGGAGGCCAGCCUGCAUGAGAACACGUGUACCCCGGCCAGGAGCAGAGGCCAAGCGCUGUGAUCGCCGCUACGUGGACCCAGCUGCAGGGAGCCCUGUGAUUCCCAAAUGUGGAAGACAGCAGGCCCCAGGCUAGAGUGGCUGCUGCUUCCUGUCUCCACACGCCCCGGAGCAGGGACUUGAGACUUUGCCAGCCUGAGGAGAUGGACCUCCAGCUCAGAGUUUGGGUCUCACUAGCCCCAGGUCUCCCACCCAGGAGAACUCUGGUCAGCCUGCCAGAAAUGGUCCUCCAGGUGAGCUGUGCGGACGGAGAGCCUCAGGGCUGGUUCCAGACAGCCAGAGCAGGGUGCCUGUGACCUGAGCCGCCAGUGCUCUGAGAAGAGGCUUCGCCACCUCUGACAAGGGUCCCAGCUGCCAGCCCUGGCCUAGCUACUUGCCUCCCUUCUCUGUGUAGAUGGACAUUGCUGUGUGUAAUAAACCACAAAUGUGUGUCA
Messenger RNA from Equus caballus (horse), 3962 nucleotides. It is a transcript of the gene COL23A1, whose product is annotated as collagen type XXIII alpha 1 chain. Lineage: Eukaryota; Metazoa; Chordata; Mammalia; Perissodactyla; Equidae. The record is from RefSeq and is a predicted model, not a curated record.